AUGGCUUCAUCCAGCUCUUACAACUCUCCCUGUGCUGCCUGCAAGUUCUUGAGGAGGAAAUGCAUGCCAGGCUGCAUUUUUGCACCUUACUUCCCACCAGAGGAACCUCAAAAAUUUGCCAAUGUUCACAAGAUCUUUGGAGCAAGCAAUGUGACCAAGCUCCUCAAUGAGCUUCUCCCUCACCAAAGAGAGGAUGCAGUGAACUCCCUUGCAUACGAAGCCGAGGCAAGAGUAAGGGACCCGGUUUAUGGCUGUGUUGGUGCUAUCUCCUUUCUCCAGAGACAAGUUCAUAGGCUCCAGAAGGAACUUGAUUCUGCCAAUGCUGAUCUGAUUCGCUAUGCCUGCAAUGAAAUCCCAACUGCAUUGCCUGCACCACCAGGGGCAAGCUCAAUUCAAUCAAUGGCUCCUCGUCAAAGGCCGGUUGAAUAUAAUAAUAGAAGGAUGGGCAAUGAAGGGGGUUACUAUCAAGCUCCAGGCAUGCCAAUACCUUACACUCUUCCUUGGAAUGAUAACCCUUCAGGGGAUUCCAAUGAAGGAGGAGGAGAAGGGAACAUGUGA
Populus nigra (black poplar) is the source of this 558-nucleotide messenger RNA. RefSeq names its product protein LATERAL ORGAN BOUNDARIES-like. The transcript has a single exon. Bases 1 to 558 code for a protein of 185 amino acids. The record is from RefSeq and is a predicted model, not a curated record. Lineage: Eukaryota; Viridiplantae; Streptophyta; Magnoliopsida; Malpighiales; Salicaceae.